GCAACUGAUAUCUCUAGUGUUUACUGUUGAUAACAACUUAAGUAUUGGCAGUCAUGGGCUUUCGAGAGAAAACUGAACUUGACACCGUAAAUCAAAGAAACACAAAGGAAUAUAUUCCAGCCAUAGUUGUAAUUUCCAUUGUACUUUCAUCUGGACUUAUUCUGAAUUCAUUUGCAUCCUUGUUCUACGGGCGCCAGACACGAAAAUCAGCGUUUCAGAUAUUCGUCCUGUCACUUUCUGUGAACUUCUUAAUAACAAAUUUAGUUUUAUUACAUGACAUCGUUGAACUUUUUUAUUUUGUUCAAUAUGAAAGUGUCGCAGCAUGCAAGUUAUUUUAUGUUUUGAAGCACUGGUUUGUUGGGAACUCUCUAUUUUUUAUGGUCGCCAUUGGUUUUGACAGAUAUCGCACUGUGUGUUUUCCGUUUUCGAAAGCGUUAACGCUACGAACAGCAUGGUGUGUUAUUUUAGGAUUAUCAGUGUUUUCGCUUGGUAUUUCUGUAAGUCUUUUUUCAACAACAGACAUUGUUCGAAUGAAUAUAACAACAAGUCACAAUUCUACAAUCCACGGACACACCUGCACGUUUUCCGAGUCUGAAAAUCUGCAGACGUUGCGAGUGAUAAAUCAUUUUGUAGACGUAUCUUUACAUGGUAUUAUUUUAUCUUUAUUUGUGUUUUUCUACACAUUUAUUACACGGAAACUUAUCAUUACAAGAAAGAAAGUAAAAGGGAAUGUAAGCGGGAAGCUAAAAAUGGAAGUAUAUAAAAUCGGAUCAGCCGAGCACAGUGAAAUAACAAGCGACAUAUCUACGAAAUGUGAGGAGAUCAGCGAAGAACACCCUCAUGCCAACACUGACAUAAGUAUGGGAAACAGACACAAGGAACAGUCUACAAAACAAUUCAAUGAGAAAAUGACAAACACACCGUCUAACAACAAAAACCCUGGAUUGUUCAAUCUUGCAAAUAAGAAGAAUCAUGAUGAAAGGACGGAAAUAGUGAACAACGGCAACAUUGAAACGGGCGAAACAGGAGUUGGGCGGUCAAAAGAUACACUGAGCCGAAAGAAGAGAGCAAAAAACAAAUCAAGAUGGGAAAGAAGGAUAACAAUCAUGGCAACAGUCAAAACUGUUUCUUCCAUCGCUUGUUUUGUGCCUUUUUACGUUUCAAUGAUGAUAAUUACCCCGAAAUUACACGGAGAUGGUCUUGUGCUUGAUGUUGGAAGCAUUAUAGCUAGGCGAUCAUUCAUGCUAAACAGUGCUAUAAAUCCCAUUAUUAUGAUUAUAUUCAAUGAUGCAUUUAGACAAUAUUUGAAAGGAACCUUGCACAAAGUCACCUCAAAAUUUCGAGUAAGUUAUCGAAGUUUUAAAUGAAUCAUCUGACUUCAUUCGAGGUGUAAUUCAGUAGACAUUCUUGUUAAUUCGCCAUCAAUUUAAUGAAAUUCUAAUGUAAGAAAAUAAAAUAAACCUUUUCAUUUAUUAGUUUUUGUACAUUAUUAUUUUUAUGAUUAAGUCAUAUGCUGUAAUGAAGUUUGUGAACAUAAAUUUACCUACUUAUAUCUUUUCAAGUCAGGAGCUUUUGCUUCUCUUCUGUGAGGAAGCUAUUAAGCAAGCUAACGGAAGGUCAGUGAAUAUGAGAGCAUUUUUGUACUUUGUUUAAAAUUACAUCAUGACUAGUGGAACAAAUGAAAGGAUGUAAUUUACGUUUUACAUUUAUAUCAAUGUCACGGAUAUAUAUAUAUAUGUUCUCGCUAUAAGUUCUCUUUUCUUGUGCGCAUGAGUAAAGUUAAGCGUGACCGAAUUAAAGGCCCACGUGUCAACGUGCCACAGGUAAAAUGAAGGGGAAUGAAAUACAGUGUGGGUAUGAAAUAAUGAGUUUCUAGCAAAGAAAAAAUGACCUUGUGACAUUUAUUUUUGAACGAAUUUAAUAUUGACUCCAGGACAAGCAGAAAUUUACAAUAAUAUUUUCAGUCUUAGGUUUUCAGGGGUUUCCGUUUAACUCCUGUCAAAUAUUAUUAUAUAUAUAUAUCAUUAUAUGAUAUAAUAAAUAUCACACGUAUCGAUUGUAAGUUAUAUACAUUUAAAUACAACAGUUUACUGUUA
This is a messenger RNA of Ruditapes philippinarum (Manila clam), 2096 nucleotides long. RefSeq lists its product as uncharacterized. Gene Ontology annotation, molecular function: G protein-coupled peptide receptor activity. NCBI's taxonomy places the organism in Eukaryota, Metazoa, Mollusca, Bivalvia, Venerida, Veneridae. Bases 54 to 1367 code for a protein of 437 amino acids. Gene Ontology annotation, cellular component: membrane. Gene Ontology annotation, biological process: neuropeptide signaling pathway. The record is from RefSeq and is a predicted model, not a curated record. The transcript has 2 exons.